This is a messenger RNA of Fibroporia radiculosa, 1689 nucleotides long. RefSeq lists its product as uncharacterized. The record is from RefSeq and is a predicted model, not a curated record. Bases 1 to 1689 code for a protein of 562 amino acids. Gene Ontology annotation, cellular component: cytosol. Gene Ontology annotation, biological process: gluconeogenesis. Lineage: Eukaryota; Fungi; Basidiomycota; Agaricomycetes; Polyporales; Fibroporiaceae. Gene Ontology annotation, molecular function: ATP binding; phosphoenolpyruvate carboxykinase (ATP) activity. The transcript is spliced from 7 exons.
AUGGCCUACCGUACUCCCUACGUGACGCCUCACAUUCUUCACAAGAACUAUGCUCAAGCCUUCGAUGCUGAGCCGAGCAAACUGGUUGGACGGGACCUGGAAUAUUUCUCCCAGGCUGGAUUCGACAUGGACCGGAUCCAGAUCAAGCGCAAUGCCCCCGUCGCACAGCUAUACGAGGAUGCUAUCCGGAAUGAGGGCGCCAUCAUCUCGUCGUCCGGUGCGCUCAUCAACUUCUCCGGGAAGAAGACCGGCCGUAGCCCCAAGGACAAGCGUAUUGUUUAUGAAGAGACGAGCAAGGACGAGAUCUGGUGGGGUUCCGUGAACAUUAUGAUGGAUGAACACACAUUUGAGAUCAACCGCGAGCGCGCCAUUGACUACCUCAACACCCGCGACAACGUCUACGUCUUCGACGGCUAUGCCGGGUGGGAUCCGAAGUACCGCAUCAAGGUCCGGGUCAUCUGUGCCCGUGCAUACCAUGCCCUCUUCAUGAACAAUAUGCUCAUCCGCCCAACGGAGGAAGAGCUCAAGGACUUUGGCGAGCCCGACUUCAUUAUUUACAAUGCCGGCCAAUUCCCUGCGAAUCGUUUCACCAAGGGCAUGUCAUCGACCACAUCCGUCGAGAUCAACUUCAAGCGGAUGGAGAUGGUCAUCCUCGGUACUGAGUACGCCGGCGAGAUGAAGAAGGGCGUCUUCUCGGUCAUGCACUACCUCCAACCUGUGAAAUUCGGUCAGCUCUCGCUACACUCCUCUGCCAACGUCGGCAUCGAGAAGGGUGACGUGACUCUCUUCUUUGGUCUCUCCGGCACUGGCAAGACGACACUCUCUGCCGACCCCAACCGUCUGCUCAUCGGCGACGAUGAGCAUGUUUGGUCCGAUACGGGUGUGUUCAACAUCGAGGGUGGGUGCUACGCCAAGUGCAUCAAUCUUUCUGCGGAGAAGGAACCUGAGAUCUUUAACGCUAUCCGCUUCGGCGGCAUCCUCGAGAACGUCGUAUACAACCCUCUUACCCGUGUGCCCGACUACGACGAUGUCAGCAUCACGGAGAACACACGUUGCGCGUACCCCAUCGAGUUCAUUCCGAACGCGAAGAUCCCCUGUAUCGUCAACACGCAGCCAAGCAAUAUCAUCAUGUUGACUUGCGAUGCGUUUGGUGUUCUCCCCCCCGUCAGCAAGCUCACCCCGGAGCAGGCGAGCUACCAUUUCCUUGCCGGUUAUACCUCGAAAACCCCUGGCACGGAAGACGGUGUGCUCGAGCCUAUCCCGACUUUCUCGACGUGCUACAGUGCGCCCUUCAUCGUCCUGCACCCCGGUCGAUACGCAGAGAUGCUCGCGGAGCGCAUGUCGAAGCACAACGUGAACUGCUGGCUGAUCAACACCGGCUGGACAGGCGGCAAGUUCGGUACGGGCAAGCGCUGCCCGCUCAAGUACACGCGCAUGAUCGUCGAUGCUGUGCACUCGGGUGCGCUCGCGCAGGCCGAGUACGAGACGUUCGGCACGUUCAACCUCCAGAUCCCCACUGGGCUCGAGGGUGUCCCGCGCGACCUUCUCAACCCGCGCCUGGCGUGGUCGGACAAGGAAGCGUUCGAGCGCGAGGUGCGCAAGCUUGCGGGCAUGUUCCAGAAGGCGUUUGCGUUGUAUGAGCAGGAUGUCGACGCGAAGGUGCGUGCGGCAGGCCCGCAGGUAGCGUGA